Messenger RNA from Balaenoptera musculus (blue whale), 624 nucleotides. Its product is annotated as putative protein ZNF720. NCBI's taxonomy places the organism in Eukaryota, Metazoa, Chordata, Mammalia, Artiodactyla, Balaenopteridae. Bases 135 to 560 code for a protein of 141 amino acids. The record is from RefSeq and is a predicted model, not a curated record. Gene Ontology annotation, biological process: regulation of DNA-templated transcription. The transcript is spliced from 5 exons.
GGGGGGGUUGGGCGAGGGCCGAGGGGGUGCCCGCGCGGCUGAGGGGCGGGCGGAGGCGGCGGUGCGGAGGAGCCCAGCGGACCCAGCGGCGGGACCUCUGGCACUUCUUUUCACUUUUCCAAGAGCAGCAGGAAAUGAACAAAUCACAGGGACUAGUAUCAUUCAAGGAUGUGUCAAUCAACUUCACCCAGGCAGAGUGGCAGUGGCUGGACUCAGCUCAGAAGAUCCUGUAUAGGGAUGUGAUGCUGGAGAACUACAGCAACCUGGUCUCAGUGGGGUGUCUUAUACCCAAACCAGAUGUGAUCUCCCAGUUGGAGCAAGGAGAAGAGCCGUGGAUAACAGAGGUAGAGUUCUCAAGCCAGAGCCUUCCAGACUUCCUCAGCACCGGUCAUCCAGCCUUGCUCCAACCAGCCAAACUAUUUGCCAGUCUUCAAGAGUAUGUGUAUAUCCUUACCUCAGAUCGCUUUUCCUGCCACCAAGAUGAUGAGCAAGUGUACAAUUUAAAGCCCUACUCACUUGGAGGAUUUCUCCCUCACCAUUGUCUUUCAGAGUGGAGUUGAGUUGUACUGGCCACGGAGGACACUGGGUGAGAGAUUGUAAUUAUUUUUCCAUUACACCAGCUGA